GGCUGCGGUUGCGGUGGGGGCGGCGGUGGCACGGGCCCAAAGGGUCGACGUUCAGGUGCGGGUUCAACGCCGUCUUCCUCGGUGUCGUCGUCGUACUCUGCGCUAUCUUCGUCUUCAUACUCGUACUCGCUCUCCGUCACUUCUUCGUCUUCCUCCUCGUGCUCCUCGUGCUCCAGCUCGUGCAUGGGCACUUGCCCGCGACCCUGUGCUUGCAUGCCGCGGCACAGCGUCUCUAAUCGGGCAAUCUUCUUGCGCUGCUCCUCAGCCUCCCUCGUCUUCUUGGCAAGCUCCUCCUGCAUCUUUUGGCGCUCCUCGACCAUUUCACCAAUAUUUCGAUUGGUAAUGUCCUUGUGGCGCUGCAGAUUUUGGUUUUCCUUUUCGAGGCGCUUCGUCUUCUUGGACAUUUCUUCCAUUUCUUUGCGGAACGUGAGAAAGAGGUCGUUGGAGUUGUUGAGGGUUUCCUCAACCUGCAUCUGGUCAGUAUUAACCAUGAUGAUACAGACCAGCUAG
Messenger RNA from Bipolaris zeicola 26-R-13, 510 nucleotides. RefSeq lists its product as uncharacterized. The transcript has a single exon. NCBI's taxonomy places the organism in Eukaryota, Fungi, Ascomycota, Dothideomycetes, Pleosporales, Pleosporaceae. The record is from RefSeq and is a predicted model, not a curated record. The annotation marks the transcript as partial.